ACCAUUAAUCUCUCGUAACCAGUUUACACUCCAGCAGCGCUCCGUUGUAUCAGAUAACACAAUAAAGCGCUUUAUCGAGGCUUUUAACGCAAUAAAUUGCUUUUACUUAUGCGGAGAGAAUGAUGAUUAGGAUGAAGUUUGGGAUCUGGCUGGCAGGGCUGAGAGCGCAUGACGGAGCCGUCCUGCUUCCUGUCGCCGCGUGAUGACGUCAGCCGGCUUCGUGUAUUGUUUUGACUCGGAAUAUUUUUCUCUCUAAAAUUCCUGAAAAAAUCGCGCGAAAAACACAUUAAAGACGCACUUUUUCACCCGAUUCCAGCUUCAGAACAACAGACAGGUCAGAGGUCAUGGAGGAGCAGAGCGGGUCACCAGGGGGCAACACAGACAACAGCAGUCAGCGUAACGGAGAGGAGAAACCUCGCAGGAGCAGCUGGACCAAAGGCAGGAGGAGGAAGAAGCCACUGAAGGACAGCAACGCCCCCAAAGCCCCGUUAACAGGAUAUGUGCGCUUCAUGAACGAGCGCCGCGAGCAGCUGAGGGCGGAAAGGCCAGACGUGCCUUUCCCAGAGAUCACCAGGAUGCUCGGGAACGAGUGGAGCAAACUGCCCCCAGAAGAGAAACAGCGGUAUCUGGAUGAAGCGGAUAGAGAUAAAGAGCGUUAUAUGAGGGAACUGGAGCAGUAUCAGAAGACUGAAGCCUAUAAACACUUCAGCAGGAAAGUGCAAGAGAAACAAAAAGGAAAGAGACACAGAGGAGAUGCUGGGCGGCAGGCACCUGGUGAAUCCCUUCAUGAGAAGGAUCUGGAGAUAAAGGAUCGCUCUGUGUUUGAUAUUCCCAUCUUCACUGAAGAGUUUCUCAAUCACAGUAAAGCGCGUGAGGCUGAAAUGCGGCAGCUGAGAAAGACGAAUAUGGAAUAUGAGGAGCGUAACGCAGCUCUGCAGAAGCAUGUGGAGAGCAUGCGCUCCGCCGUGGAGCGUCUGGAAGGAGACGUGCUUCAGGAACGCACGCGAAACAGCCUCUUGCAGCAGCACCUGGACACCCUGCGCUCGGCCCUCACACACAGCUUCUCUACUGUCCCCCUGCCCGGCAGCGGAGAGACGCCCACACUCAAUUCCAUCGACUCCUACAUGAAGAAGCUUCACAGCAUCAUCCUGUCGAGCCCACAGGAGCACCAGCACCUGAUCAGCACCGUCAGGGACGUGGUCAACCGCCUCGACAGGUAGCUGCUCACCACAGUUUUUAUGUGAAUAUGAUUCACAUGUGCGAUAACACACUGCUCUGAUUCACCUGCAGGUAAUUGUGAGGCUCCGCCCUCUCACGCAGUAGCCCCUCCUACUAUCCUGCAAUGACCACGUUUUUUGUGUCAAGCAAUUGCUCAGUUGUUUCCUAUUUAUUUUUUUACAAUGCUGUUUUUAUCUGCUAAUUUUUAUUUUUUUAUUUAGCAGUUCAUGCAUUUCAUUAUUUUAGAAAGGUUGUGGUUUCAUCUGCAUGUAUACAUGUUAUUUUGAUUUUAAGCGGAAUUUUAUACUUGUAAUUUCUUUCAUAUUAUGUAAGAAGUAAGUGCGAUGUUGUGUUCGUGUGAAGAGAGGCAGGUUCGUCUGCAGCUGGUGUCUUUGUGCUGGAGUUACUGAAUUCCCUGUAUGUUCUUGACAUUUGAAGAAUUCAAUAAAGCAAAUGUAUGAAGACA
This is a messenger RNA of Ctenopharyngodon idella (grass carp), 1684 nucleotides long. It is a transcript of the gene hmg20a, whose product is annotated as high mobility group 20A. The transcript is spliced from 8 exons. The coding region runs from base 345 to 1220 and encodes 291 amino acids. Gene Ontology annotation, biological process: regulation of gene expression. Lineage: Eukaryota; Metazoa; Chordata; Actinopteri; Cypriniformes; Xenocyprididae. The record is from RefSeq and is a predicted model, not a curated record. Gene Ontology annotation, cellular component: nucleus.